Paramecium octaurelia is the source of this 418-nucleotide messenger RNA. Lineage: Eukaryota; Ciliophora; Oligohymenophorea; Peniculida; Parameciidae. The record is from the annotation of a GenBank genome assembly.
GCAUAUUUAGAAGAUAUGAAAGCAAUUCUGUUUAAGAGAGGUAAUUCUCCAUUUUAUACUUAAUUCUAAAUCUUAUUUAAAUCAAUCCAAAACAUUCUCUUAUAAUCAAUGUUUUCUAUAUGAUUGACUAAAAAUCCAUCCACUUAUCACAAUGAAUGUACUAUGCACGAUACUUCAUUUAUAUAUCGUUCAGGUCAAGGUAUAUAAGGAAAGGAGUUUCAAUCAAUCUUAGUUAUUUUGAAUCUAUGGUAUACUUUUUGAGCAUAUGAAAAAAUCUUUAUAGUCACCAUUAAUGAUCUAUUAGAUAAUCAAAAUUCUGCAGAAUCUCUAAUAGCUCUUAAGAAACUGGAUCUUAAAUGAGAAGAGAAUAAAUGUAUUGAAGUUAGAAAUUACUAUAUAAUCACAACCUUAUUAAUAG